Solea senegalensis (Senegalese sole) is the source of this 2359-nucleotide messenger RNA. RefSeq names its product zinc finger protein 236-like. Gene Ontology annotation, cellular component: nucleus. Gene Ontology annotation, biological process: regulation of transcription by RNA polymerase II. The record is from RefSeq and is a predicted model, not a curated record. Bases 107 to 2359 code for a protein of 750 amino acids. Lineage: Eukaryota; Metazoa; Chordata; Actinopteri; Pleuronectiformes; Soleidae. The transcript has 3 exons. Gene Ontology annotation, molecular function: DNA-binding transcription factor activity, RNA polymerase II-specific; RNA polymerase II cis-regulatory region sequence-specific DNA binding.
ACAUGUUCUUAUCAUUUCUAAAAAAUAUGCUCAUGUUCUCUUUGGUCCUUUUCCAGUGAAUGGUGCCUUCUGCUCAGAGAAAGAUGUUGACGCUGAGGACACACUAAUGCGAUGUGGCCAGAACCUGCCACUGCCGAUGGGGGGUCAUUCAGGGGGGACUUACCCCCAGAGCCUCCACUGCGACAGACCGACCCCCGACCUCCAUCUGCAGGACGGCCCUCACCAAGACACAAGAUCCUCCUCUGUCUUCCACAGGACUCUGCCAGGAGCCUCACAUGGACUGAACUGUGGCAGUGCCACCACGGCACGCUCCUCUCUGCCUUACCUAAUCAAACAGGAGAAUUCAAUGGGCUAUAAAACCCCCAGCACAGGGUCAGGGGUUCAUAGCUCAUCUCAGGCCCGUUAUCAGAUUUGUAGAACAGGGGAAGGUUUGGGGGCGCCAAGGGACGUGACAGUCGUAGGUCCACAUGUUAGCAACAACGGCAGUAGCAUAUGUACAGCAGGCGGCGUCGGAAGUGCUGUGUUAAGUGACGCAGUUCAACCGUUUAAUAAUGAAGAUGGCUCCUCCCCACUGGCUUUGUCUCCUACUGGCUCCCAUCAUUCAGCACGGCUGCCCAGUGCGAACAGUCUGAAGAGACGCUGCCUGUCCCUGGCCUCACAGUCUAUUGCUGCUGCUGGAACUGGCAGCGUUGCUGCGACAAGUUCACCAUCAGCUUCUGGCGCCGCUUCCGAGGACAUCAAUAUCACCGCCAUCACCUGCUCCUCCUCCCAGAUGUCGAUGGUGGCCUGUGUCAACGGGUUACGUACUAAUCUCUCACCCAGCCACGCCAGCAGUGCCGGCUUCUCCUCCUCCUCCUCCUCCUCUUCUACAUCCCCACCCUCUAACUCCUGUUCACAAGAAGCCCAACAGAGGCCCCAAGCUCACGGCAGCCCCCAACAAACUACGGGACAGGAGAGCUGUCAGCUGUCCUCACCUGCCUCCUGCCUUUUAUCUCUUUCCUGCUGCUCCACGUCCUCCUCGUCAGUGUCAUCAGUGGAACCAGAGCAGGGCCAGGGGCAGAGCCAGGGGCCGUGUGAGGAGCAGGGGUCCAUGCUGCAGGGGUGUGGAGCUAGAGGAACAGCUGGGGGAGGAGUGGGAGGCUCGGAUGGGCUUGGGAUGUUGAUGAGUGGGGCUCUGAUGUCUGGGUCGCUGACUUCGGGGCCUGAAGCUGGGGUUCUUCUGGAUGGGGGCCAGAAAUCUGGAGCUGUCCUCAAGCAGGAGCCUCUUGAUGACUUCUCUCCCAGUGAAGAUGAACUCUUUCAGCAGCACUAUCACCAUCAUUUAAGUGGUCGUAGUGGGCACCUUCGUCACCCACAUCACCCCCCUCGAUCUGCCAUGCCUCCGCCCUACCACCUGCACCAAUACGUGGGGCCCAGCCCUGGGGGCCUGUUGCACAGCCUGAGCCAGCAAACAGCUUCAGCUUCCUCUCUAGGACACAAACAAACCUCUGGAUGCUCGUCUGGGUCCAUAGUCCCAGAACAGGAGGAGGCCGUUGGAGGUACGCUGGGGGAAAGGCAGGUGUGUCGCUGGAUUGACUGUAGCGCUGCGUAUGAGCAGCAGGAGGAGCUUGUGAGGCAUAUUGAGAAAGUUCACAUCGACCAGCGCAAAGGCGAAGACUUCACCUGUUUCUGGGCUGGCUGCAUUCGCCGAUACAAGCCCUUCAAUGCGCGGUACAAGCUACUCAUUCACAUGAGGGUCCACUCUGGAGAGAAACCCAACAAGUGUAUGUCCUACUCCAGACAGGAGUCUCAGCAGGACAUUGUCCUCGGCGCGGACAUGCCCAUCAGCUCCAUCCAGGCCACCAUCGCCAAGCUCAGCAUCCGCCCGCCCAGCACCACAGACCCGGCCAUGGAGGCCACGGGCGGCCUGGACGAGCAGCAGGAGACGGUCACCGCCAUCGUAUCUGACCUGGACACUCUGGGAGACAUCCAGCUGUUCCAGGAGCCCAGUCCACCUGCAGACACCAGGCCCCCGUCCUCCUUCAGCCCGCCUCUGUCCUCCCCUCCACACUCCCCACCUCCACCCAACGGCCUGGACGUCGCCGCCUGCCCUUCCUCUCCUCCACCCACGAACCACCAGCUGGUCCCAGAGGCCGCCCCCAGCGUUAGUCCUCCGCCAGCCUCGUCGUCUCUGCAGCUGCUUGCCUCACUGACGCCCGAGGCCUUCUCCAUGGAGGGCGGAGGCCGGGGGAAGCAGCGGGUGACCAAGCAGAGCUUCCUGCAACCGGCGGAGGGUCAGGGCCUCCAUGGGACAAGGGAGGAAGAGGGCGGCGACCCGCUAAGUAGCCUGGACCCUCUGUGGAGCCUCAACAAGCGCUGA